AUGGAAUCCAACGGCCUCAUCCUACACCUCAGCGCCGACAACACAUACAACAGCACCCUCCACCCCCCAUCGUCGCCCGACCAACCUCUCUACACCAUCGCCUCCCACCCCGGCAUCGACCCCGGAUCUACGGCUUUUACCGCUGUCACGAAAGGAGCGGGCGGGGAGGAGCUGGCGCGGUGGAUAUGGCGCGCGCGGUGGAGGGGCGAUUUGCUCGCGUAUAAGGGGGGGAAGGCGGGUAAGGCGACGGGCUGGGGUGGUGAGGGGGUGGAGGUGGAAGGUGGAGGGCGGACGAGGAGAGCGGGGGGCUGGAUCUCUUCGCCAGCAAAGACGCGCUUCCACUCGCGCGCUUCGUGA
Messenger RNA from Peniophora sp. CBMAI 1063, 357 nucleotides. The record is from the annotation of a GenBank genome assembly. Lineage: Eukaryota; Fungi; Basidiomycota; Agaricomycetes; Russulales; Peniophoraceae.